Messenger RNA from Adineta ricciae, 996 nucleotides. The record is from the annotation of a GenBank genome assembly. Lineage: Eukaryota; Metazoa; Rotifera; Eurotatoria; Adinetida; Adinetidae.
AUGGAUAGAGAAUCCAAGCCAAAAAUUCUGUCAAAUAUACAAAUCUAUUUGAAACAACCAUGGGAUCUGAUUAAAACUGGAUAUUUGAUUUUAACAUGGAUUACCAUGGGUUUUCAUCUUGAAUUAAUUGGUCCAACAAUGCCCAUUCUUGCUACAAAUAUUCAAGUUACAUACAGUGGAAUGGGCUCAGUACUUGCAUCGAGAAGUGCUGGGUAUUUAGUAGCAAAUUGUCUCGGUGCUACGUUGCAAAGUAUCGUCAAAAACCAUUCGGAAGGUCUCCUUUUCUGUGCAUUCUUUUUACCUGCCAUUGCCGUUUUUGCUACACCUUUCAUCACCUCGUUGAUACUGAUGUGUAUUGUUUCAUUUGCUCAAGGGAUUUCGAAAGGUUUUACCGACCUAGGUAAGUUCAGAUUGCUCGGUUAUCUAUUUGAAUACAUAUACAUAGGUGGGAACAAUCUAUUAUUGAAAAUGUGGACUGUUAAUGCUUCAGCACCAUUAAAUGCAGUUCAUUUAGGCUAUGGAGUCGGCGCUGUUUUUGCUAAUUUACUCAUUCGUCCAUUUCUUACUAAUCGAAAUAUCUUCGUUCCAUAUUCCAUCACCGCACUCAUAUGUCUUUUGAUCUCUGUUGGACAUAUAUUUCUCUAUAUCCUAGAAAUAAGAAAUCGAAGACAAAAGUCAAGAGUAGAGGAAGUCGAAGAGAGCUUGGAAAAGUCGUCACCUUAUUCCCCGCGUACGUGUGGUCGUGGAUCUUUCCAAUAUGGUUUAAUUCUUUCGAUAAUGUUUAUUGCUUACACAUUUUUCGUGGGUGGAAAUUAUCAAACAUUUUCCAAAUUCUACUUUUCGUUUCUGAAAUUCGAAAAAUUUAAGUUGUCCAAUGAAGAUGCCAGUUGGGGAAUGAUUCUCUUUUGGCUUUCCAGUUCCAAAAAGCAUUCAAAAGUCAGUCGGUCCAACGAAACUACCACUACUACUCCAUUUAGUCCAGAAACCAAUGCUUAG